GUCACAAAAUCAGCAGCUUUCACACAAAGUACAACGCCACUCCCUUCCUUAACGUUGACAAACUCCGCAUACAAACUCAAACACGCGAAGCUCUUCAAAAUCAAACUAAUUUUCUCCAUCAAUGCUAUUUUUGAGACUCCUGGAGAUAUCAACGACAAAAUUUUCUCACUGAAUCCUGAAUUUUCCUUUACGAGGAAGUAAAUCAUCAGAUUCCGAUGUGGAGGAAUUCCUCUCCUCCUCCAGACGUAGAAGACAAAGCCGCCAGCGCCAAUGCUGGCAACCACAACCAUGUCAAGGACAAUGAUCUAGGGUUCCAAUCCAUCCGAGACCGAUUUCCUUUCAAGCGGAACCCAGGGCACAACCGAGACAGAGGCAAGGCGUCCUGGGAUCGACCUUCGUUGCGCAAAUCGCACCAUCCGCGGUUCAAUCGCAAGGGUUUGCUCUCGUUGUUUCCGUUUAGGGGCGCUUACUUGUUUUACUUUUUGAUUUUCUUUACGGUGUUUGCAUUCGCGAUGGCAUCCAUGGUGCUUCAGAGCUCCAUCACGAUAGUGUUCAGGCAGGGCCCCAGUGAGAGGCACAGAUCGAUAAGACAGGGGGGCUUUCUGAGAUUUGUGCCGUCACGUGUCUUGAAGAGUUUAUUGGAUGGGGAGGGGCUUGAUCGAGAACGGUUGCAGACGGGGAUGGCCUUGCCGACCAAGAUUGGCUUGCGUAAACCUAGGCUUGCACUUGUUUUAGGAAAUUUGAAGAAAGAUCCACGAUCAUUGACAUUGAUAACUUUGAUGAAGAGUCUGCAGAAGCUAGAUUAUGCGCUUGAGAUUUAUAUAGAGGAGGAAGGCAAAGCAGGUUCUUCGUGGCAGCAAAUUGGCUUCCAGGUUUCAGUUUUAGGUCCAGAACAGUAUAGUCAUAUUGAUUGGUCAAUAUUUGAAGGUGUUCUGGUUAAUUCUCUCGAAGCAAAAGAUGCCAUUUCAAGCCUUAUGCAGGAGCCCUUUUGUUCAGUUCCACUUAUAUGGAUAAUUCGAGAAGAUACCCUUUCCAAUCGCCUUCCAGUAUAUAAGGAAAUGGGCUGGGACAAUCUUGUUUCGCAUUGGAGAAAAGCUUUUAGCAGGGCAAGCGUUGUUGUGUUUCCAGAUUUCACUCUGCCGAUGUUAUAUAGUAUGCUUGACAGUGGAAACUUCUUUGUGAAUCCUGGAUCGCCAGUUGAUGUGUGGGCUGCAGAAAGCUACAACAGGACCCAUGACAAGUAUCAGAUGAGGAAGGAAAAUGGAUUCAAUGAUGAGGAUUUGGUGGUUCUAGUUGUUGGGAGUCCAUUCUUCUACAAUGACCAAUCAUGGGACUAUUCUGUGGUGAUGAGUACCAUACGUCCUUUGUUGAUAAAAUAUGCAACAAAUGAUGCAGGAGGAUCAUUUAAAUUUGUUUUCCUAUGUGGUAAUGCCACUGAUGAGCAUGCUCUGCAGGAGGAUGUUUCUCGUCUAGGAUUACCUCCGGGUUAUGUGAAGCACUAUGCCUUGAACAGUGAUGUGAACAGUGUAUUAUUAAUGGGCGAUAUCGUUGUUUAUGGUUCUUCCCAAGAUGAACAGGGUUUUCCUCCAUUAAUAAUAAGAGCUAUGACCUUUGGAAUACCAGUUGUUGCACCUGAUAAUCCCAUCAUAAAAAAAAUUGUUGUUGAUAGAGUUGAUGGAAUUUUGUUUCCAAAACAUGACACUGGCUCUUUGAUGAUGGCUUUCUCACUCUUGAUAUCAAAUGGGAAACUUUCCAAAUUUGCUCUAAAAGUUGCUUCUUCAGGAAGACUACUUGCUAAGAACGUACUGGCAUCCGAAUGUGUUACUACUUAUGCAAGGCUUCUGGAGAACGUGCUCUGCUUUCCAUCAAGUGUUUUUCUUCCAGGUCCUAUUAGUCAACUGCAGAAAAAGGAGUGGGAAUGGGACUUGUUUGACGAGAUAGAAGAGGGAACUGAUGAUGAGGAAGACUUCUCUAGAGAGUCUAGUGUUGUUUAUGCCCUAGAGGAAGAGUUAUCUGAUCUUGUGAAUCCAAUUAAUAGUUCUGAGAAUGGAUCUGAAACUGUGGUGCAAGAUAUUCCUACCGAAGAAGAUUGGGAGGUUCUGAAGGAAGUGGAAAGCUAUGAAGAAUAUGAGAGACUAGAAAUGGAACAGCUUGAAGAGAGAAAGGACAAAAGCCCUGGUAUAUGGGAUGAUAUAUAUCGUGAUGUUCGAAAAUCUGAAAAGCUUAAGUUUGAAGCGAAUGAAAGGGAUGAGGGAGAGCUGGAAAGGACAGGCCAGCCAGUAUGCAUUUAUGAAAUAUAUGAUGGUGCAGGGGCCUGGCCAUUUUUACACCAUGGUUCCUUGUACCGUGGCCUAAGUCUUCUUUUUUUUUCUCUGUACUUUCUUUGUAUUUGUCAGAAUACAGGAGCAAGAAGGUCAAGAUCAGAUGAUGUGGAUGCAGUAGCUCGUCUUCCCCUUCUGAAUGAUACUUUCUAUCGUGAUAUGAUUUGUGAGAUGGGAGGAAUGUUUUCGAUUGCGAAUAAAGUGGACACCAUUCACCGGAGACCUUGGAUUGGGUUUCAAUCAUGGCAUGCUGCUGGUAGGAAGGUUUCCUUGUCCAUCAAAGCAGAAAAGGUUCUGGAAGAGAAGAUACAAAAAGAAACCAUAGGGGAUGUAAUUUAUGUUUGGUCACGCAUGGACAUGGUUCAUGGUGUUGCGGAAAGUGCAGAGCUCACAUUCUGGUCCAUGUGUGACGUCUUAAAUGGAGGACACUGCAGAACUGCAUUUGAAGAUGCCUUCCGAAAGAUGUAUGGGUUACCAUCAGAUGUGGAAGCUCUGCCCCCCAUGCCACAAGAUGGUGGUCAUUGGUCUGCCCUGCAUAGCUGGUUGAUGCCAACCCCAUCCUUUCUAGAGUUCAUAAUGUUUUCAAGGAUGUUUGUUGAUUCGCUUGAUGCAUUGCAUAGCAAUUCUAGUGAAGGCAGAAUGUGUUUGUUGGGUUCCUCAGAUCUUGAGAAAAAUCAUUGCUAUUGUCGACUAUUGGAAUUCCUGGUGAAUGUCUGGGCUUACCAUAGUGCAAGGAAGAUGGUUUAUGUGGAUCCCAACUCUGGUUUUUUAGAAGAACAGCACCCAAUUGAACAACGGAAGGGGUUUAUGUGGGCAAAGUACUUCAAUCUUGCCUUAUUGAAGAGUAUGGAUGAAGAUCUAGCCGAGGCUGCUGACGACAAUGACCAUCCACGAGAGAAGUGGUUGUGGCCAUUAACGGGGGAAGUGCAUUGGCAAGGGAUUUACGACAGGGAGAGGGCAGAAAGAUACAGAGUAAAAAUGGAUAAGAAGAGAAAAACAAAAGAAAAACUUCGCGAAAGGCUGCUGUCUGGGUACAGGCAGAAGCCACUUGGACGAAGAUAGGGAGCUUUAUCAUUUGAAUCCCAAUGGAGAUUGGAGGUCUUAUCUAACCUCGGAAGCCUUUUUGAGUUUUGACUCCUGACACCAGACACCACAACUAAAUCCAGUUUUUGGCAAUUUUAGCGAUCGAAAAGUUUCAUGGAUAAAGAAAGGCGUAAUUCUUUCUGACAGCUGAGUUCAACCAAUAUUCUGAGUUCUUCUCAUGAAACACACUUCUAUGAAGCUUUUGGGGGGCCGGAAAAGUUGCUUCCCGGUGAUUGAGGCACAAGUCACUGAGGCCUUGUUACCCAAAAUUUCGAGCGGCAUAGAGAUUAUUAGGUUUCUGAAGAGUAGCCAAAACAUUAACUAAAAUUUUUUUUACGAUUCAAAAUUUUCAGUUAAGAGGAAAUGGACGCAUUCUUUUUCACAUUGUAUAGAAAUAAUUGAGCCAAUUUUUUGUAGAUUAUUAUAGCUGGUUUUUGUUCUUGUCC
This is a messenger RNA of Tripterygium wilfordii, 3850 nucleotides long. RefSeq lists its product as uncharacterized. Lineage: Eukaryota; Viridiplantae; Streptophyta; Magnoliopsida; Celastrales; Celastraceae. The coding region runs from base 216 to 3383 and encodes 1055 amino acids. The record is from RefSeq and is a predicted model, not a curated record. The transcript has 14 exons. Gene Ontology annotation, molecular function: glycosyltransferase activity.